This is a messenger RNA of Grammomys surdaster, 3879 nucleotides long. RefSeq names its product neural cell adhesion molecule 1 (gene Ncam1). Gene Ontology annotation, biological process: cell adhesion. NCBI's taxonomy places the organism in Eukaryota, Metazoa, Chordata, Mammalia, Rodentia, Muridae. Bases 211 to 2787 code for a protein of 858 amino acids. Gene Ontology annotation, molecular function: protein binding. Gene Ontology annotation, cellular component: membrane. The record is from RefSeq and is a predicted model, not a curated record. The transcript is spliced from 19 exons.
CUGAGGCUGGGACUGUCACUCAUUCUCCGCUCAGCGCGUGAACGCAGCUCGGCAGUGGCUGGCAAGAAACAAUUCUGCAAAAAUAAUCAUACCCAGCCUGGCAAUUGUCUGCUCCUCGGUCCAUUGCUCCGCCGCCGUCCACAGUCGCUUGCAAGGGGAAGGCACUGAAUUUACCGCGGCCAGAACAUCCCUCCCAGGCGGCAGUUUACAAUGCUGCGAACUAAGGAUCUCAUCUGGACUUUGUUUUUCCUGGGAACUGCAGUUUCCCUGCAGGUAGAUAUUGUUCCCAGCCAAGGAGAAAUCAGCGUUGGGGAGUCCAAAUUCUUCCUGUGCCAAGUGGCAGGAGAUGCCAAAGAUAAGGACAUCUCCUGGUUCUCCCCCAACGGGGAGAAGCUGAGCCCAAACCAGCAGCGGAUCUCAGUGGUGUGGAAUGAUGACGACUCCUCUACCCUCACCAUCUACAAUGCCAACAUCGAUGAUGCUGGCAUUUACAAGUGUGUGGUCACCGCUGAGGAUGGCACCCAAUCUGAGGCCACUGUCAACGUGAAGAUCUUCCAGAAGCUCAUGUUCAAGAAUGCACCAACUCCGCAGGAGUUUAAGGAAGGGGAAGAUGCUGUGAUUGUCUGUGAUGUGGUCAGCUCUCUGCCCCCAACCAUCAUCUGGAAACACAAAGGCCGAGAUGUCAUCCUGAAAAAAGAUGUCCGGUUCAUAGUCCUAUCCAACAACUACCUGCAGAUCCGGGGCAUCAAGAAAACAGAUGAGGGCACUUACCGCUGUGAGGGCAGGAUCCUGGCCCGGGGGGAGAUCAACUUCAAGGACAUUCAGGUCAUUGUGAAUGUACCACCCACUGUCCAGGCCAGACAGAGUAUCGUGAAUGCCACUGCCAACCUGGGCCAGUCUGUCACCUUGGUGUGUGAUGCUGAUGGCUUCCCAGAGCCCACCAUGAGCUGGACAAAGGAUGGGGAACCCAUAGAGAAUGAGGAGGAAGAUGACGAGAAGCACAUCUUCAGUGAUGACAGCUCUGAGCUGACCAUCACGAAUGUGGACAAAAACGACGAGGCCGAAUAUGUCUGUAUCGCUGAGAACAAGGCUGGCGAGCAGGAUGCCUCCAUCCACCUCAAGGUCUUUGCAAAGCCUAAAAUCACCUAUGUAGAGAAUCAGACAGCCAUGGAACUAGAGGAACAAGUCACUCUGACCUGUGAGGCCUCCGGAGACCCCAUCCCCUCCAUCACCUGGAGAACGUCCACCCGAAACAUCAGCAGUGAAGAAAAGGCAUCGUGGACUCGACCAGAGAAGCAAGAGACUCUGGAUGGGCACAUGGUGGUACGAAGCCAUGCCCGUGUGUCCUCCCUGACCCUGAAGAGCAUCCAGUACACAGAUGCUGGAGAAUAUAUCUGCACUGCCAGCAACACCAUCGGCCAGGACUCCCAAUCCAUGUACCUUGAAGUUCAAUAUGCUCCCAAGCUCCAGGGCCCUGUGGCUGUAUACACGUGGGAAGGGAACCAGGUGAACAUUACCUGUGAGGUCUUCGCCUACCCAAGUGCCACCAUCUCCUGGUUCCGAGAUGGUCAACUGCUACCAAGCUCUAACUACAGCAACAUCAAGAUCUACAACACCCCUUUGGCUAGCUACCUGGAGGUAACCCCUGAUUCAGAAAAUGACUUUGGAAAUUACAACUGUACAGCAGUGAACCGUAUUGGACAGGAGUCCUUGGAAUUCAUCCUUGUUCAAGCAGACACGCCAUCUUCUCCAUCCAUUGACCGAGUGGAACCAUACUCCAGCACAGCACAGGUGCAAUUUGAUGAGCCAGAGGCCACAGGUGGCGUGCCCAUCCUCAAAUACAAGGCUGAGUGGAAGUCGCUGGGUGAAGAAGCAUGGCAUUUCAAGUGGUAUGAUGCCAAAGAAGCCAACAUGGAAGGCAUUGUCACCAUCAUGGGCCUGAAACCUGAGACAAAGUACUCGGUACGGCUGGCGGCCCUCAACGGCAAGGGGCUGGGCGAGAUCAGUGCAGCCACUGAGUUCAAGACACAGCCAGUCCGGGAACCCAGUGCACCCAAGCUGGAAGGGCAGAUGGGAGAGGACGGGAACUCCAUCAAGGUGAACCUGAUCAAGCAGGAUGACGGAGGCUCCCCCAUCAGACACUAUCUGGUCAAGUACAGAGCGCUCGCCUCCGAAUGGAAACCAGAAAUCAGGCUCCCAUCCGGCAGUGACCACGUCAUGCUCAAGUCCCUGGACUGGAACGCCGAGUACGAAGUAUUUGUGGUAGCUGAGAACCAGCAAGGAAAAUCUAAGGCAGCUCAUUUUGUGUUCAGGACCUCAGCCCAGCCCACGGUCAUCCCAGCCAAUGGCAGCCCCACCACAGGCCUGAGCACAGGCGCCAUUGUGGGGAUCCUCAUUGUCAUCUUCGUCCUACUCCUGGUGGUCAUGGACAUCACCUGCUACUUCCUGAACAAGUGUGGCCUGCUCAUGUGCAUUGCUGUUAACCUGUGCGGCAAAGCUGGGCCCGGAGCCAAGGGCAAAGACAUGGAGGAGGGCAAGGCUGCUUUCUCGAAAGAUGAGUCUAAAGAACCCAUUGUGGAGGUCCGAACAGAGGAGGAACGGACUCCAAACCAUGACGGAGGGAAGCACACGGAGCCCAACGAGACCACGCCGCUGACAGAGCCCGAGAAGGGUCCUGUAGAAACAAAGUCUGAGCCCCAGGAGUCAGAAGCAAAGCCAGCGCCAACUGAAGUCAAGACGGUCCCCAAUGAAGCCACACAAACAAAAGAGAAUGAGAGCAAAGCAUGAUGGGUACCAAGCAACAAGCAAAGAUCAAAAUAAAAAAUGACACAGCGGCUUCACCAGAGCAUCCCCAAAUAAUCUCUUCCCCCCCCCUUCUCUCUCUCUCUCUCUCACACACACACACACACACACACACACACACUCACUCAUUCCUCUAGUGUCUUUUGCCUUUAAAAAAAGAAACAACAAAAACAGAUAAACAUGGGAUUGCCUUUUUGUAGGUUUCUAGAAAGGGCUCCUUUGUUGCACACUCACUUGUUAAGAAAAAGAGACAAAAAGGUUAAACACACAGCCAAACUAGGACACUCUGUUCCCUGAAACCAUUCAAAAAUCAAACAAAAGGGCCCCAAAUUAAGAAUCUAGGAAGCUCAGAUUGAAGAAGAAAAAAAAAGAAAAGAAAAAAAUCUAAGCUCGGAAAGGCUGCAAUUGGUGUUACCCAAUUGGCACAGAUUAGUUUCAGAAAAAAAUGCUUCCAAGAACUUAGACUAACCGAAUGAACCAAGUCCACAGAUUAUUUUUAUACUUUCAGUCAAGUUGGGACUCUGUAGAACCUCACAAAUAAGUUAUACUUUCCGUUCACUUUGUAUUUGUUCUGUAUGCAAAGUGUGGCACUCUAGCUAGCUGCGUUCAGUUCCCACGUAGACUCCUGUUUCUUAGGAAGAAUGCCAAAUCACAGCUUAUUCGACUUCUUUCGUUUUGGUUUUAUUUUUCCUCCACUGUUUCUUUCCCUUUCUUCCUCUCUUCCAAGGUUGCUUUCCAGUGUUUACAAGUUGACAGACGUUUGACUUUGGUUGUGUUUAAUGUCCGUGUAAAAUAGCUGCCCCCCCCACACCCGUGUUUUUUCUUUAAGCAACAGAUAUCCCAUAGAGGCAGGUAGAAUCCUCCCAGGUUGCUUUUAGCACGGGUGAAGGUUACAAAAGACGAUUGUUUACAGUGGCUCUAUCUCCCCAACCAUCCCCCACCCACUGCAGUUUUUACCUGUGUCAAACUGGGGUGAAAGCCUCUCCUUCUGAAAUGAUUUUGCCUUUUUUUUUCCUGUUUAAUUCUGUUGCUAUUUCUUAGGGGGAGAUGGGGAAUGUUAGACCACUUUCUGAUGAG